Molecule: messenger RNA, 2268 nt
Organism: Cataglyphis hispanica
Lineage: Eukaryota; Metazoa; Arthropoda; Insecta; Hymenoptera; Formicidae
Exons: 3
Coding region: 1033-2022 (329 amino acids)
Source: RefSeq, a predicted model, not a curated record
UGUCAAGGGGUUAAUUAUAUACAAUAUAAAAAAGGAUCCUCAAAUUCAGUACUUAAUAAUCAAUUCGCUGUUUCUCUUAUCUAAUGUAGAUUAAUAUGAUUAUCAAUCUCAAUAUCUCAAGAUAAUAAAUUAAGUUUAUUUAUGAAGAAACAACGGUUGUCAUUUCUCGAGUUUCUUUUUCUUCGCAUCUACAUUAUACAUGUAUAAUAAUCUAGUAUGAGGAAUCGCAAAUUAGUAUAAAUUAAGUAAUUUGUAAUUUAAUUAGCCGCAGUAUUAUUUUCGUUGAAAAAAAAAUUGAUUCUAAAAAUUUGUCAGAAUAUAUACCGCUCGUCAAAAUAUAUCGUCAAAAUUAUAAUUGUAAAUUAUGGAAUAUUUACACAAAGGCACAAAGACCGUUGUAGUAGCAUUAAUAUCAGAAUAAUAUUAUUAUCACAAAGCAGUGAAUACAUCAUACACGGAAUUCUCCGAUAAUCUCUGCUAGCUUGACCGCGUUUUUCCGGCUUUCCAUUUUCCGGUUCCCAUCACAUUAUGUAAAUACGUUCUGGUAUUGUCAAAGAGCAAUGUAGCAAAUACAGACACCGAAUCUACCAUAUAUGAUCUACCGGAAUAUAUUUACUUCACAACACGUUGCGCUACACGCAUGUCAGUCACCAUAAAAGAGCGGCGCGAAAGAGCUGUCCAUCUUAAUCACGCGCUCAACCGUGGAUCCAUCCGUCGAAUGGUGUGCGACCCUUUGAAAUAGAUAUUGCUCGCUUUCGUGCACCUCUUGAUUUUCAGAGCAUCGAGAGAUUCGCUAUAUUUUAUUCGCUUCCCAAAGCGCAAGAGAUCCGACGAGAGCUAAUCCUAAAUCUGUCCGGGUAGUGCCAAGUUUCUACGACAGGAAUUUAGCGAUAAACAAAGUCUUUUCAACAAAAAUCUUAACGAAGAGAGAAAAGUUAUCUUCGCAUCGUGAGAAACCAAAAAGUUCUAAAGUAUGUGCAAACAUAAUCGGCGAUGGUGAGAUUUUAUAUAUGCAAGUGAUAUACGGUGAAUAUGGAAACGAUUCAGCUCAUCGCAAUAUUCAUCGCGGCGAUAUUGUCCGUUGCGGCUGUGAAUAAUAUCAGCGAACAAUGCCAGGUUCACAAUGAAAAGUGGAUUAUGUGUAGUUGCGUCGGAAACGAGGAAUUUCUAUUGCCAGAGGAAUAUAAUUACAGGAAUGUUACCAGUAUAUCUGUCACGGGUUGCGUUUCAGCGAAUCUUCAUUACUCGAGUCUACCGGAAGCGAAAGAUCUCGAAGAGAUGAUAGUUCAAAAUAUCAGCGGUCGUCUGGAUUUCGAUGUCUUCAUUACAUCAAACAGGAUGAAGCUACUAAAAUUAUCGAAUAUUGGUCGGAUACCGAUGAUUGCGAGGCACACGUUCGUAAAUCUCGUAGCGAUUGAAACUUUCCAGAUCACGGAUGCAAUCAUCGAUAAAUUUGAGGAAGAUUUCAACUUCAUCAAUGUGUCGCAUUUUAUUAUAACGAAUGUCACGAUCGAGCGUAUCGACAAACUGAAUGUCUCUGAAAAGGGCACGAAGUUAAGUAUUAUCAACAGCGAGUUACGAAAUGUCGCGACAUCCUUAAACUUCGCCAGCUUUUUGUUUAUCGAAAUCAUUGGUUCCAAAUUCGAACUGCAGAAACCGGGUCUGGUGUCCAUUCAGGGCGACAUGGCGAUCGUGAAGAACAGUGUUUUCACAAACGUAAGCAUGAAUCUAGUAGCGAAGAAAGCCAUCACAAUAAACGGCAUUUGUGCGGUCGGCAAGAGUACCCUAAGACUCGCGUCCAGGUAUAUCAACAGCACUGACAAUCGGCUACCGAACGAGAUCGCUUAUCCAAGGGACAACAAUCAGAAACCGGAAUUCUUCACAAAUCGUAAUAAUACGGUCUGCAAGGCAGGCAAUUGCAAAUGCCCGAAAAGCAACGGACAAACUCCAUGUCAUCCGAUCAUUCCCACAUUCAUUCUUGGCUGCUCGUUAAUGUCGUUGUUAUUGAGAGGCUUCCAAUAAUUAUAUUUCAUAAUUUGUAAAAAGAAAAUCGAAUCGAUGUGGCACUCAUAUAAUGAUUCCGAAAGGAGCAUCUAAAUUUUAGGUUUCGAAUUGUUUUAUAUGGAUUGCACAAUUGCAAUGUAAUUAUUCGAUUUUUUAACAAUUUGCAGAAAAAAAUCUGAAAAUUUUGAAUUCUCGAUUAAAUUGCUCUUCCUGCAUUAAACACCAGUUUAGUUUAAAUUUUAAAUCUAUCAGAAAACUAAUAAU